CCGGCUCGUGAGAGUGAGGCGGAGCGAGCUCGAGGGGAGCUUUUGAUACCCUCCCUCCUAACGCAUCACGUUCUGCUGCUGGACGCGAAGCUUUCGUAUCACUUCCUCUCCACACAGAGGCUACCUGUUGCCACGCGAAUGCAGAACAAUGUGGAGGAGCACGCGCCCUGACCUCGCCUGCAAGCUCAGCCUGCGCGACGGCCGCAACUGCCACCGCAAGCACGUCGAGGACGGGUAGAUCGAUCGGUCCUGCCGGCCGGUUCAGUUCAGGUUAGCUCCGUGGUCCAAGGAGGAGGAGGGAAGGAAGGAGGCGACCGGCAAUGGAGGAUGUGGGGGUCGACGGGAAGAGCGUGUUGCAGGGGCGGUACGAGCUGGGGCGGGUGCUGGGGCACGGCAACUUCGGGCGGGUGUACGCGGCGCGGGACAUGCGCACGGGAAGGGGCGUCGCGGUGAAGGUGGUGGCCAAGGACAAGGUGGAGCGCGCGGGCAUGGCGGAGCAGAUCAAGCGGGAGAUCGCGGUGAUGAAGAUGGUGUCCCACCCGAACAUCGUCGAGCUGCACGAGGUGAUGGCCACGCGCUCCAAGAUCUACUUUGCUCUCGAGCUCGUGCGCGGUGGGGAGCUCUUCGCCCGCAUCGUGCGCACCGGACGCGUCCGGGAGGACGUCGCGCGGAGGUACUUCCGUCAGCUCGUCUCCGCGGUGGAUUUCUGCCACGGCCGCGGGGUAUACCACCGCGACCUCAAGCCUGAGAAUCUGCUCCUCGACGAGGCCGGCAACCUCAAGGUCGCCGACUUUGGGCUCAGCGCGCUAGCUGGACACGCCCGCCCCGAUGGGCUCCUCCACACCGCUUGCGGCACGCCGGCCUUUGUCGCCCCCGAGGUGCUCGGCGGGAAGGGCUACGACGGCUCCAAGGCCGACAUCUGGUCCUGCGGCGUCAUCCUCUACGUGCUCCUCGUCGGCGGCCUGCCGUUCCACGACGACAACCUCAUGAUCAUGUACCGGAAGAUGCAGCGCGGCGAGUUCCUCUGCCCGCCGUGGGUCUCCGCGGACGCUCGGAAGCUGAUUGGCGAGCUACUGGACCCCAACCCGAGCACCCGCAUCACCGUCGCCGGCCUCGUCGAGACGCCGUGGUUCCAGAAGACGUCGGCCGUCCCGGCGCCCCUCACGGAGCCCGCGCCCUCGCCGUCCCCGGAAGCGCGCGGCGGCAGCGCCGAAGGCGACAAGGAAGAGCCCGAGGCGCUGAACGCCUUCCACCUCAUCUCCCUCUGCGAGGGCUUCGACCUUUCGCCGCUGUUCGAUCAAGGGCGCGGGGCCGGGAGGUCGCGCGCGGGCAGGCUCCGUUUCGCGACGCGUGAGCCAGCGAGCGGCGUGGUCUCCCGUCUGGAGUCGCUGGCCACCUCCGGCCGCGGGGGCAUGCGCGUGACGAAGAGCGGCGCGCGAUGGGUGCGGCUGGAGGCCGUGUCGCGAGGGCGCACGGGGGCGCGCCUUGCCGUGGCCGCAGAGAUCUUCAGCGUGGCACCGUCGGUGCUCGUGGUGGACGUGAAGAAGGACGGCGGCGACACGACGGAGUACCGGUUGUUCUGCAGCGAGGAGCUUCGGCCGGCGCUCAAGGACAUCGUCUGGGCUUCCGGCGACCCCCCGGCUGCCAUUUGAUGUCGCUGUCGUUCGCGACACAAUUAUUGUCCGUCUGUCGCUGUUGGUAUCCAUGUAGGGGCGUGCAUUAUUGUUUGGUGUCGAAGUGAUGUUUGCUUGUCCGUUUGCGACUCGAAGCUGAUGGUUGCUGCUGGUGUAGUGUUGGGUGUGACCGCUGCUGGUAGUUGGUAUUGGCGCGCGCGAGCAGAAUCGGCGCGAAGCUUUGAACUCUGGAAUUGUGUUUUAAUGGGUGUUGUGUUUUAUCCGACUAGACCUGCUUAGGGUUCAUGACUUUGUGGAUCCAAAGGUAUGGGUUGCCAUGAGGCUUUUUAUGCUUGUGGAAAUACUUGUUGUGCUUAUCUUGGAUGUACCCUCUCCUUUUAUAAUUAAGAGAACUCGUUCAUACUA
Phragmites australis (common reed) is the source of this 2039-nucleotide messenger RNA. RefSeq names its product putative CBL-interacting protein kinase 27. The transcript has a single exon. Gene Ontology annotation, biological process: protein phosphorylation; signal transduction. Lineage: Eukaryota; Viridiplantae; Streptophyta; Magnoliopsida; Poales; Poaceae. Gene Ontology annotation, molecular function: ATP binding; protein kinase activity. Bases 321 to 1652 code for a protein of 443 amino acids. The record is from RefSeq and is a predicted model, not a curated record.